Sycon ciliatum is the source of this 2843-nucleotide messenger RNA. RefSeq names its product histidine ammonia-lyase-like. Lineage: Eukaryota; Metazoa; Porifera; Calcarea; Leucosolenida; Sycettidae. Gene Ontology annotation, cellular component: cytoplasm. The record is from RefSeq and is a predicted model, not a curated record. The coding region runs from base 424 to 2055 and encodes 543 amino acids. Gene Ontology annotation, biological process: L-histidine catabolic process. The transcript is spliced from 22 exons. Gene Ontology annotation, molecular function: histidine ammonia-lyase activity.
GACACAGGUCAACCAUUAUUUAUGAUUGUACAACUAGCAGCAGCAGCAGCACGAGAUCGUUUCUUGUCCUGACCGGCCUUGUACCGUGUUGUUCGAUCCACGACGUUACGUAGAUCUACGAACGGUUCGGCAACGAGUUGCGUGCAACGCUAGAUGUGCACUUGGAAAUAGCGCCCCAUUCGCUUUUUCAAAGGCAACGCAACACGUGUGCACGCAACGACACGUGCAUUCUCCAGCAUUUUACAAAGCUGCCGGAAUCAAGUAUCGGUUGGCCCGUGGUCUUUCUCUUCGGCUGUUUCACUUUCAGUGUUUGCAAGCGCCACCAGUGAUCAGGCCGUGCACUCAACAACAACUAGAGUCAUCAGCAGCGCGGCUCUUCUGCUCGACACGAACGAAUCAGCGCUUCAUCUCUCAAUUCUGAAAAUGGAUCCCACUGAUGCAGGACUUAAGCCGGAUACAUUGCCCGAGAUGAUUGAGCUGGAUGGGUACACUCUGACACCUGAAAACCUGGUGGCACUGGGCUUUGGUGAAACAAAGAUCAAAGUCACAGAUGCUGCUGUUGAGCGUGUGAAGAGCUCCCGCAAUGUUAUUGAUCAAAUCGUGGAGGAAGGUCGAGUUGUAUACGGAGUGUCGACUGGAUUUGGCCGAUUUGCCAAGACAGUAAUUACUGGUGACAAAGUAUGCGAGCUGCAGGACAACCUUAUUCGCUCUCACUGUGCCGGCAUCGGAAAGGCUCUCAGUCCGGAGAAGACGCGUCGACUUCUUGCGGUGCGUAUCAACAUUCUCUGCAAGGGAUACAGCGGAAUUCGUCUGGAAACUGUGAACAAGAUGGUGGCCGCGUUCAACAAGUCCUGCUUGUCGUACGUUCCAGAGAAAGGCACUGUAGGUGCUAGCGGUGAUCUUGCUCCACUCUCACAUCUUGCUCUUGGGCUUAUGGGCGAAGGCAAGAUGUGGAGUCCUGAGACUGGCUGGGGAGAUGCAGCAGAAAUCCUCAAGUCCCAUGACCUUGAGCCUAUCAGUCUCCAAGCGAAGGAGGGAAUCGCUUUGAUCAAUGGCACCCAGUUUAUCACUGCUAUUGGAUCUGAAGCUCUGGUGCGAGCCAAGCGGAUAGCGAGACAGGCAGAUAUUGUUGCGGCAAUGACACUGGAGGCACUGUGUGGAACCAACAAAGCAUUCGAUGCCGAUGUCCAUGCUGCACGUCCACACAAGGGCCAGCAGCUGGUAGCCAGACGAUUGCGUUCCGUACUGAACAGUGACAUCCAUCCAUCAGCCAUUGCUGAGUCUCACACUACAUGCUCACGCGUCCAGGAUGCGUACAGUCUACGCUGCACACCACAGGUUCAUGGAGUUACCAAUGACACGAUUGAUUUCGUGAAUACCCUCAUCCAAACUGAACUGAACAGUGCCACCGACAAUCCAAUGGUGCUGUCUUCGCGAAAUGUCACUGUGUCCGCAGGCAAUUUCCAUGGCGAGUAUCCUGCUAAGGCAAUGGAUUAUCUAGCCAUUGGUAUUCAUGAGAUUGCCAACAUCAGUGAGCGGCGUAUCGAGCGUCUCUGCAACCCAUCGUACAGUGAUCUGCCAGCUUUCUUGGUGAACAACGGUGGUCUGAACUCUGGUUUCAUGAUUGCUCACUGCACUGCGGCAGCACUGGUGUCAGAGAACAAGGUUCUGACUCAUCCUUCUUCCGUCGACUCGCAGUCGACAUCUGCUGCCACUGAGGAUCACGUCUCCAUGGGUGGUUUUGCUGCGCGCAAGGCCCUGACUGUGGUGGAACACGUAGAGAUUGUUGUUGCUAUUGAGUUGCUUGCUGCCUGCCAAGCACUCGAUCUCCUCAACGAAAGCAAGUCUAUCAAGAGCACUGAACCGCUGCAACGUGUCUGGGAAUUGGUGCGCACCGUUGUCAAGCCCUGGGACAAAGACCGCGUGUUCACGCCGGAUAUUGAGGCUGCCGUUACGCUCCUGCGCCAGGAUAAGGUGUGGUCUGCAGUAGAACAGUAUGUCAAUGCAUAUGAGAAGUUUGAAGCUGACCAAGCCAAGACCCAGUCAACCAACUGAGUUGGCCAUGGCUUUGGCUUAGAUGCAAGUCGCCACUACCAUUACCACCACCACCACCACCACCACCAUCAUCAUCCCGUAGAUAGCAAUGCGAUUACUAGUACCGGCCACUGUAUGUUCUCGCGAACCAUGGUAAGUUGGCAGUUGCUAUGGUAUCCGCAACGAGGAGGAAAGAAUAAUAAAGAUGAUUUUUAAUUUGAUUUUAAACUUUUAUCCCAUCUGUUUUAACCAAUCGAUUAGUAUCUGCCUUUUAAACCAUCUUCAGUUUUCACCCAUGUUGACAACCAUCUAAUUAUUUGUGUGGAUUUCUGUCAUCUUGCUGCUCUAUCAGAUUUUAUCAGUCUACCUUACCACACCGCAAAAUGCCAGUUACAUUCUAUGCUGCGGCCGACUUGUUGUUGCUGCUUUUCAGUUCUUUCAAGUGCGCGCUCUGCGUUCCUUUACGUGUCUUUUGCUUGGGCACUACAUGUACGCACCUGCUUCAUCCAAGUGGUGACGGUGAUUUCGUUUGCAGCUGUACUCCAUGCUGCUAUUGCCAUGCAUGUCACAUACCUGGUAUGCAAGUCGGAGUGGACAAUGGCCGCCGCACUUCUUUCUGCUGCAUCAAUAUCAGAACUAACAAUGCCAUACAUGAUGUUAUAACCUCUAUUAGAGUGUAAAUACUGUAACUGUUGCUUUGUAACUUAACAUUCCUUUUUCAUUUCUUAGCCCGGGACACUCUCCACGUUGCCCACUUUUCUUAUUAUCAUAGACAAAGGAAUUACUUGUCGCAGUUACUGGUACGAGUA